Messenger RNA from Taeniopygia guttata (zebra finch), 2675 nucleotides. It is a transcript of the gene UBE2F, whose product is annotated as ubiquitin conjugating enzyme E2 F (putative). NCBI's taxonomy places the organism in Eukaryota, Metazoa, Chordata, Aves, Passeriformes, Estrildidae. The record is from RefSeq and is a predicted model, not a curated record.
GGCCCCGCCCGAGCUCUCGCGAGAUCUGCGCUGUGGGAGGAGGAGGAAGAAGAGGAGGGAGGCGCCGCCGCCGCCGCCGCUGCUGUCCCGGGCCGGCGCCGGGGAUGGUGUUGGCCGCGGCUGCCGGGCCCUGACGCCGCCUUCAGGUGGGAAGCAGCAGUAAUGCUAACUCUGGCAAGCAAGCUGAAGCGGGAUGAUGGCGUCAGAGGCCCCCGUGCAUCCAACCCAGCGUCUGACUCCACGCGCAGGGUGUCUGUCCGGGACAAGUUACUCGUUAAAGAGGUUGCAGACCUUGAAGCUAAUUUACCUUGUACAUGUAAAGUGAACUUUCCUGACCCAAACAAGCUCCAUUACUUUCAGCUAACUGUAACCCCAGAUGAGGGCUAUUACCAAGGGGGAAAGUUUCAGUUUGAAACUGAAGUUCCUGAUGCCUACAAUAUGGUGCCUCCAAAGGUAAAAUGUUUGACAAGAAUCUGGCACCCAAACAUUACAGAGACAGGAGAAAUCUGCCUAAGUUUGUUGAGAGAACACUCAAUUGAUGGCACUGGCUGGGCCCCAACUAGAACCUUAAAGGAUAUUGUCUGGGGGUUAAACUCUUUAUUUACUGAUCUUUUGAAUUUUGACGAUCCUUUGAAUAUUGAGGCUGCAGAGCAUCAUUUGCGUGACAAGGAGGACUUCCGCAAUAAAGUUGAAGAUUACAUUAAGCGCUACGCGAGAUGAUGAAGGGGGACGGAUGGCAGGACCACGGCUCCAGAGCUGUCCUCAAUCCAACAGCAGCCAAACAGCCCGGGUUGUACCAGUCCUGUGUCCAUGUUGUACUGAAGAAGAAAACUAACUUCAUAACCUGUCCAUGUUCAAAGGAGAGUUCAGCAUAAAUACGGCAAGAAAUUGUGUCUGUCGGUUGAAAAAGUUGUCUGCUUCCUUUACAAAUGUUUACUCUUCUGAACUGUACUGUAUAUCCUGUUGAUGAGAUACGCUUGAGAAGUUGAAAGACGUCACUAUUGAAAUUGUAAUUACACUUUUUUAUUUUAAACACUUGCCUAAUCUGGAGGGAGGGAAGGAAAAAAAAAACAAAAACCCAAAACCCAAACAAACCAAGCAGAAAAGGUGGCGUGUUUUUGGAACACUUUGAGUUGGCAAUAAAUGGUCUCCUGUGAACCAAAUCACAAAACUGUUGCCUUUGAUGAGCAGAAACAAUAUGAGCUUUUUCUAAGAGUCACUCAGCUGAGGCUUAGAGCUUGCCAGAGUGGAAGUGCAAAAUGAGAUUCUACUUCUGGUGUUGAAGUUCUCGAUGCUGUUUAAUGUAAGUAUGUUUUUGUCAGUUUGGAAUUAUUACAUUGUUAAUUUAGGCUCUAUUUGGGCUACAGUCUUUUUGGGUUUUUUUUUGUUUCUAUUCAUUGUGUGAAGUAGUUAAAAAAAAUACAUGCUAAUAUGUAACUUAAGUACAUGUUUAGUAUUAGUAAAAUUAUAUAUAUAUAUAUAUAUAUAUAAAAUAUAUAUUAUCUAUUUCUGUGAAAAAAUUAAUGAAAGGGAGAUUUUUUUAAAAAGAAAUCUGCUUUUGGCUUUCCAGUCUGGAUGUGGUGAGGGAGCAUCAGAUGCUGUUUGAUCUGAUGAAGAUAAAUUUAGGCACUGUUGCCUGGAGAGCACCUAAUUGUGUUCUCCAGAUUCCUGCACUGAAAGGGAAUGACACAGCUGGAACCACAACACAUUUCCCCCCCGGUGCACACUUUGGCUUUCUUGAUUUGGGAGGAUGUGAUGCUGCAGUUGCCUUUUCUGUAAGGAGCUGGGUGGCUCCGAGAGCUGCUGAGGAGAGGCUUCAGCCCGUGUGCCAGGGUUCCCUCAGCAUCCUCCAGGACUGGGAUCACACAGAUGGAGCCCAGCUGAGCUUUACAAACCAGGAAAUAAAUGUUUGUGUGCUUUCAUGCAGUAGCAAGCGUGUGUGUGACACUUGGGCUUUGACUGUUGGGGUUUUAUUCCCCCUCCAUUCUCUCCUGCUGUUCCUCUGCUGCAGAGGAAAUGAAAACAAUCUCCUCAAGAGCACAGCAGAGCUGGGCGCAAACUGUAAGCGUGAAACGUGUGUGUUGAGUUUCCCUGUGCCUUUUUCUUUGCAGCUGCACCAGCUCCUGUAGCUGUUGCUGGAGGCCUGGGAAAGCAGGGAGGUGAAAUGCAGGGGCUGGCACGCAGGAGGAGAGCUGCACCUGCAGGCACUGUUCAGGGAAACACGGAUCAGCCUUUUCAGCAGGCACAUGCAGUGAGAGAUCUCUGCUGCCAAAACAGAUGUGUCAGCAAAGGUAGGGGUAAAACACUCACAGAAAUGGCAAGGUUGGAAAUCCAUCUGGAUUUUACUUACGGCAUUCGAAGGAUUCUCUUAUUCUUGAGUCAAAAACUCAACCAGGUUGGUGUAACAAAGUAGUUCUUGCUGUAGAGGCACGCUGGUACUGUCCCAUCCUUCAGGAGGAGGGGUCACAGCCCUCAUUUCUUGGGAUGUCCCCAUGGAUGGCUCAGCAAAGCCAGGGUGCUGCUCAGGGGAGCCAGGCAGCCCUGUGAGCACAGAGCUGCAGCCAUCAAAGCCAUCCCUGCCUCCCAGAACAAUCCUGUCUCACCCUUCCCUGUAUUGUUGCUUGCCUGGAGGAGAUGAGCAGAAUAAUAAAGUUUGGAUACUGUUAAAUACUGUA